CGCUGACUACUGAAGAGCAAGUCGAGCUCCUGCGGGGCUUGCACAGCUAUCUGAGCGCAAAGGGCGUCGGUAUGGCGUUGUAGAAUCCUAUAGAUGCAACAAGGUCGCGAUCGAUAUCGCGCCGCUGCGCCGCCCUCCCUUGGCCUACAUGAAGGCAGACCGAGCAUGUGACAUGCCAUGAUGUCGUGAAGCAAUGCAGCCACAAGAUGUCCAACAGGGCGCCAUCAUCAUCCCGGCACCGCCGUCUCAGCAUGACAUUAUCGAGCCUCCUGCCGGCUCGUAUCGCUCGAAGAGCUUGAUCAGCGAAGGUGCACCGACCGACUUUCGCGGAUUCUUUACGCCUGCCGAUGGCUUGACACAACAGCAGAUCAAUGAAGAUCCCGUGGGCUUGCCGACGAUCUUCAGUCAGCUCGAGACAGCAGGCGCAGGCCAAGAUGAAGAGGACAUGCCCGUAUACGACGACCCGACCGGCUCACUGUUUUCAGGACCUGUCGCAGAAUCGGUGCCCACCGGCAUCACUGGCAUGCGCAUUCGCCCUCGUUCAAAGGGCGAACUCACGAGACUGUCAGGCGAGUACGACGAUGGAGCCAGCUGCUCCUUCGGCGCUACGUCACAGCACGUCGCACGAUCCAUCAAGAGCAGUAAAUCUUCUCGUAGUCGAAGCAACAGACGUAUGUCAGGCGUCGAGGCCUCGCAGACCCAGCGGCGCUCGUCGACUGGCAGACCUAGGCUUGCAUCCAGCGCCUCCAAUCUGUCAGUACCUGGCGUGCUAGAUUCUGAAUCCGACCCGGAACUCGAGCAUGCUGUCAAACAGUCGUCUUCCUCCUCUUACCGCCGGCAGGCUCGCCCCUCUGCAGCGCGCCGCCAAAGCACGCUGUCUGUGGGCUCAGCGGCAUCAUCGCGGCGCUCAAUCAGCUCUAGGAGAUCGGAAUACAGUAUACGUGGCAAGAGAGCAAGGAAGGAGAGCUCACCCACUCGGUCUGCCGUCGACUCGGAGGAUGAUGAUGCCGCAGAUCCAUAUGGACCAUACGGCUCGUCAGUCUCUACAUCCUCAACGACGACCACCAAUUCAGUCGAAUCAACGGACUCUCGCAUCACCCGUAGCCGUCGACAUCGAGCCGCUCAUUUCCCCUUCGGCAGCUAUGGCGGCUUUGGUAACGGAGAUCCCCUCUUUGGCGAGUCUCGUGUCGAUAUCGGAGAACUGUCCGAAGACGGAGACGAUGAGCCUGCGAUCAACGAGGAUCUGUCUUCGACCGCCGAUAAUACUCUCUUUGGUCGCAAGCCCAGAUUGCUGGCCAGCCGACAGUCUGUCUAUAUCGUUGACGAAGACCUGCAGAUCCUCUUUGUCGGUUGGGGCCAAAAGACCUAUAAACGAAUACUAUGGUUUUCCGGCUGCAUUCUGUCAAUUGGCAUUCUCUGGCUCAUCGGCCGUUGGAUUCCACGCUGGUGGCUACAGGGGCGCGGCAAGGAGCGCGACUUUGCCAGAGCGGACUUCAUAGUUGUCGAAAGUCAACAUGGUGAUCGUCACAUCGAAAUGCUCCAAACGAUCAGCUUGCCUGGUCCAACACCUCUCACAGACAUCUUUGCACCCGGUUGUGGCGAGCCACCCACAAGCAGGACUGAUAUUGCCUUGGCAUCGCAGACCAAGUCCCAGGCAGAUGCGGAAGCGAGUACGCCCUUGAACGGCUCUGUCAAGUCAAACCGACCAAUGAGAAGAGCCACCAUGCUGACGGAAGUGCGCUAUGUUGACUAUCGCUAUUAUCGCUUCUUGCUGCAUCCUGUCGACAAUAAGUUUCGGAUGGCACGAGACUGGAAAGAUCCAGAAUGGUCAAGUGCGCUCAAUCUGCGCAAGGGCGUAACAGCUGCAGCAGUAUAUCAAAGGACGUCACUCUUUGGAAAUAACGCCAUUGAGAUCAGGGCGCGGACGGUUUGGCAGCUUUUCGUCGACGAAGUCCUGCACCCUUUUUACGUAUUUCAGAUUAUCUCGAUUGUGCUAUGGUCUUACGACGACUACGUCGCGUACGCCGCCACCAUUGCGCUUAUCAGCAUCAUCAGUAUCACGACCACUCUGGUCGAAACCAAGCGGAAUGUCGAAAGGAUGCGCGAAAUGUCUCGCUUCUCAUGCUCGAUCAGAAUCUGGCGUGCAGCUCAGUGGACCAUUGUCGACUCUACCGAGCUAGUACCUGGCGAUCUCAUCGACUUAGGAGAACCAGGUUUACAAAUCGUGCCUGCGGACCUGAUCAUGCUCUCUGGCGACGCAAUCGUCAACGAGAGCAUGCUGACUGGGGAGUCAGUCCCCGUCUCCAAGUCACCUGUCGACGAUUCUGCCAUCAAGAUGCUCCAAACCAUUGGAGGCGAGAUACCUCCGGCUCUCUCAAAGCAUGUUCUCUUCUUCGGUACCGGCGUGAUACGCAUCAGACGGACGGCAGGACCUGCAGCUUCAGGUCUGGAAGCGGUCGGCAUUGUCUUGCGCACGGGUUUUGAUACGACUAAGGGCGCUUUGGUGCGAUCAAUGCUCUUUCCCAAACCGAUGGGCUUUAAGUUCUAUCGAGAUUCGUUCCGUUUCAUCGGCGUACUUGCCGGUAUCGCUGUUAUCGGGUUCAUCGCAAGCUCUGUCAAUUUCAUCAAGCUGGGCAUCAAGUGGCACACUAUUGUCGUGCGAGCGCUCGAUCUCGUGACCAUCGUCGUGCCGCCUGCUCUGCCUGCAACAAUGUCUAUUGGCACUUCAUUCGCCAUCUCACGACUGCGCAAAGCCGGUAUCUUCUGCAUCUCGCCUAAUCGCGUCAAUAUCGGCGGUAAGAUCAAUCUGGCCUGCUUCGACAAGACCGGUACACUCACAGAAGAGGGUCUGGAUGUACUCGGCGUGCGCAACGUGCACCGUAUCGAUCGCGUCUUCAGCGAUCUUCACGAUGAUGUCAACGAUGUCCCCAUCUUUGGUGCCGAGGAUGCAAAGACGCCAUUGUUGCAUGCGCUGGCCACUUGUCACGGUCUCAAAAUUGUGAACGGCGAAGUAAUCGGUGAUCCUCUCGACUUGCGCAUGUUCGAGUUUACUGGCUGGUCGCUCGAAGAAGGCAAGGAAGGUACAGUGCGUCCUGAUCCGCAGUUACGCAAGUCCAACGAGAGCAAGCGCGCCAACUCUCGCGUACCAGAAAGGGCCGCUACUCUAGUGCAAACUGUCGUGCGUCCACCUGGCACGCAAGGCUUCCAGAUCGAAGACGCCUUGCGAAGCGGUAGCAAGCAUGCUCAUUUCCUCGAACUAGGCGUCAUCCGUACUUUCGAAUUUGUUUCUGCCUUGCGACGGAUGAGUGUACUGGUCAAAAAGCUCCGAUCGUCCUCUGUCGAAGUGUACGUUAAAGGCGCGCCGGAAGUGAUGACGGAUAUCUGUCUUGCCGGAUCUCUGCCUGACGAUUACCACGAUUGUCUCGAGUUUUACACAAAGCACGGCUUCCGCGUCAUCGCCGUUGCAGCCAAAUCCAUUCCCGGCCUGACCUGGAUCAAAGCUCAGCGAAUGAAGCGCGAAGUCGCAGAGAGCGAAUUGCGCUUCCUCGGACUGAUCAUCUUCGAGAACAAGCUCAAGCCUGGCACAACGCCUGCCAUUCAUACGCUUGCGAAUGCGCACAUCGCAGUCAGAAUGUGCACGGGUGACAAUAUUAGAACUGCAGUUAGCGUCGCUCGCGAAUGCGGCAUGAUCGAACGUGAGGCAGCGGUCUACCUGCCCCGAUUUCUCGAAGGCCAUCAGCUGGAUCCCGAUGCGCGGCUUGAAUGGUUCGAUGUCGAGGACGAAAGGCUCUUGCUGAAUCCUUACAGCCUAAAGCCCAUCAUUCCUGACAACAGCUCUGAAGAUCGCUCGAUUGCCUCGCUGGGCGAAAGAAUGAGCAAUUACGCAUUGGCAGUCAGCGGUGACGUUUUCCGAUGGAUGAUCGAUUAUGGCGCCCAGGAGACGCUACAGCGAAUGCUUGUUCGAGGAGUUGUCUUUGCUCGCAUGUCUCCAGACGAGAAGCACGAACUUGUCGAACGGCUGCAGGAUCUUGGCUAUACCGUCGGCUUCUGCGGCGAUGGCGCGAACGAUUGCGGCGCGCUUAAAGCAGCCGACGUUGGCUUGUCGCUAUCGGAAGCAGAAGCGUCUGUUGCCGCGCCGUUCACGAGCCGGUCACCCGAUAUUUCGUGCUUCAUCGAAGUCAUUCGCGAGGGCAGGGCCGCGCUAGUCACGUCCUUUUCGUGCUUCAAAUUCAUGGCGAGCUAUUCGAUCAUACAGUUUGCGACCGUCACUGCGCUUUAUGCGAUUGCUUCAUCACUUGGCGACUUCCAAUUUCUCUACAUCGAUCUGUUCAUUAUCUUGCCGAUUGCGGUCACCAUGGGCAGGACGGCGCCAUAUCCUCGUAUCCAUCCGAAGCGACCUACGGCGAAUCUGAUCUCGAAGAAGGUACUGACGUCCCUCAUCGGACAGAUGAUCAUCACGACCGCCUUUCAAUUUGGCGUGUUCUUCUAUGUGCGUGCACAGCCAUGGUACAGGCCGCCCAAGAUCAAUCCGGACGUGCUGAAAACAAAAAAUGACGAGAACUCGGCACUCUUCUUACUUUCAUCGUUCCAAUACAUCAUCGUGGCGGUCAUUUUCUGCGUCGGUCCACCCUAUCGUCAGCCAAUACACACCAAUGUGCUCUUGCUCGUGACCAUUGUGAUUUUGUCUGCCUUUUCGCUAUUCGCAAUGUUUGUCGAACACGGCAAGAUUUACAAGCUUCUGGAUCUUGUGCACUUUCCAAGAGAAUUUCACCUCGAAUUGCUCCUGCUGGUCAUCCUCAACGCUCUUUUUAGCUGGGUUUGGGAGCACCUCCUCGCCUCGAGACUGGCGAGCGCGAUCGGCACAGCUAAACGACGCUACCGGCGCUGGCGAGGUACGCGAAGGAUCGCAAGCGACAAGCUCUACAAAAGCAUUGCGCGGGACAUGGAAGACGACUAGACUGUUCCUCUGGUCUAGUGUCCUAGACCAGCACUUUUUGUGUUGUACAACCAUUAGUCGUCAUGCUUCACGCCCUGCAUCGAGCACGCGUC
Mixia osmundae IAM 14324 is the source of this 5049-nucleotide messenger RNA. RefSeq lists its product as uncharacterized. The transcript is spliced from 6 exons. The record is from RefSeq and is a predicted model, not a curated record. Gene Ontology annotation, cellular component: membrane. Gene Ontology annotation, biological process: intracellular calcium ion homeostasis. Gene Ontology annotation, molecular function: P-type ion transporter activity; ATP binding; ATPase-coupled monoatomic cation transmembrane transporter activity. Lineage: Eukaryota; Fungi; Basidiomycota; Mixiomycetes; Mixiales; Mixiaceae. Bases 194 to 4957 code for a protein of 1587 amino acids.